Loxodonta africana (African savanna elephant) is the source of this 4503-nucleotide messenger RNA. RefSeq names its product toll like receptor 8 (gene TLR8). Gene Ontology annotation, biological process: positive regulation of interleukin-6 production; canonical NF-kappaB signal transduction; toll-like receptor signaling pathway. NCBI's taxonomy places the organism in Eukaryota, Metazoa, Chordata, Mammalia, Proboscidea, Elephantidae. The record is from RefSeq and is a predicted model, not a curated record. Gene Ontology annotation, molecular function: pattern recognition receptor activity; protein binding. The transcript is spliced from 4 exons. Gene Ontology annotation, cellular component: plasma membrane. Bases 155 to 3322 code for a protein of 1055 amino acids.
AGCUCGAAGUAUGCUUUACCCGAGAAGCUGAGGCUGUGGAUAAGGUUUGCCCCAAGCCUUCCUUUGUGCCUGGAGCCCUGAGCCCAAGGCUCUUGGAUUCAACCUUUGAAGAGAAAGUUUGCCAUGUCAGCAAAGAAACAACUACAGACGCAGCAUGAGCCAUAGCAGAGGUUCAGCAUCAGACUCGGUCCGGUGGUGGGGCAUCUUGGUGAACAGCUCUUCAAAAGCUUCCCAGGAAAACAUGAUUCCCCAGUCUUCGCUUCUCAUUUGCCUUUUCCUGCUUAUCGCUGCUUCCUGGGAGUUCUUUGCUGAAGCCAAUUAUACUAGAAGCUAUCCGUGCGAUGAGAGAAAGCAGAAUGGCUCUGUUAUCGCAGAGUGUAACAACCGCCAACUGCAAGAAGUCCCCCAGACAGUGGGCAGGUAUGUGACAGAACUAGACCUGUCUAAUAAUUUCAUCAAGCACAUAACAAACGAAUCAUUUCAAGGGCUGCAAAACCUUAUGAAAAUAAAUCUAAAUCACAAUGCAAUGAAUAAUAACGCCAUGAAUAUUACGGAUGGGGCAUUCCUGAACCUAAAAAACCUAAGGGAGUUACUGCUUGAAGACAACCAGUUAUACCAAAUACCUGCUGCUUUGCCAGAGUCUUUGAAAGAACUUAGUCUAAUCCAGAACAAUAUCACUGUGGUAACUAAAAAGAACGCUUCGGGACUAAUGAACUUGGAAAGGCUUUAUUUAGGCUGGAACUGCUAUUUUGGCCAUGAUUGUAAAAAACUUUUUGACAUAGAAAGUGGAACGUUUGAGAAGCUUACAAAUUUGAAGGUACUCUCACUAUCGUUCAAUGAUCUUUCCCACGUGCCACCCAAACUGCCUAGCUCCCUAACCGAACUUUAUCUUAGCAACACCAACAUCCAAAUCAUCCGUCAAGAAGAUUUCAAGGAAUUGAAAAAUUUAACAAUACUUGAUUUAAGCGGUAACUGUCCGAGGUGUUUCAAUGCACCGUUUCCAUGUAAACCUUGUGAGGGCAACUCUUCAAUUCAGAUCCAUCCCCUUGCUUUUCAAACCCUGACCCAACUUCGCUACCUAAACCUCUCCAGCACUUCCCUCCAGAAGAUUCCUGCAACCUGGUUUUACAACAUGACUAGACUAAAGGUGCUGUACCUUGAAUUCAACUACUUACUGUAUGAGAUAGCCUCUGGGGCAUUUUUAACAUACCUGCCAUCUUUAGAAAUACUUGACUUAUCUUUCAACUAUGCAAGGACGGAAUAUCCACAAUAUAUAAAUCUUUCCAAAAACUUCUCGAAGCUUGAGUCUCUCCAGGUAUUGCAUUUAAGAGGUUAUGUGUUCCAGGAACUUAGAAAAGAAGAAUUCCGCCCUCUCCUAGGGCUCCGCAACUUAAGGGCUAUCAACCUGGGCAUUAACUUCAUUAAACAAAUCGAUUUUACCAUUUUCCAACAUUUCCCCAACCUGAGUAUCAUUUAUUUGUCAGAAAAUAGAAUCUCACCCUUGGUAAGUGACAUGAGGCAAGAUGAUACAAACCGUUCAUCUUCCCAAAGUCAUAUCCUUCAACCACGUUCAGCAUAUACUGAAUUUGACCCACAUUCGAAUUUUUAUCAUAGCAGCAAUCCAUUAGUAAAGCCACAAUGUAGCGCUUAUGGCAAAGCCUUAGAUUUAAGCUUGAACAGUAUUUUCUUUAUUGGGCAAAAGCAGUUCGAAGCAUUCGAUGACAUCGCCUGUUUAAAUCUGUCUUCAAAUGGCAACGGCCAAGUGUUACAUGGAACUGAGUUUUCGGCUGUGCCCCAUAUCAAAUAUUUGGAUUUGACGAGCAAUAGAUUAGACUUUGAUGAUGACAAAGCUCUCACCGAAUUGGUUGAGCUAGAAGUCCUAGAUCUCAGCUAUAACGCACACUAUUUCAGAAUAGCUGGGGUAACACACCGUCUGGGAUUUAUUACAAAUUUAACCCAGCUAAAAGUUUUAAACUUGAGCCACAACAGCAUUUACACUUUAACGGAGUAUAAUCUAACGAGCAUGUCCCUGGAAGAAUUAGUUUUCAGUGGAAACCGCCUUGAUCUCUUGUGGAACUAUGAAGAUGACAGGUACUGGCAUCUCUUCACAUUUCUCAGGAACCUGACGCGGCUCGAUUUAUCCUUUAAUAACCUUCGGCGCAUCCCGAAUGAAGCAUUCCGUAACUUGCCCCACAGCCUCAGAGAACUAUACAUAAACAAUAAUGUGUUAAAUUUCUUUAACUGGACAUUACUCCAGCACUUUCCUCACCUCCGCCUGCUUGACUUAAGUAGAAACAAGCUAUCCACCUUAACGAAUAGCCUGUCAGCAUUUACGUCUUCUCUUCAGACGCUGCUGCUGAGGCAAAACAGGAUCUCCCACCUGCCCUCUGGUUUCUUUUCUGAAGCCAGAAGCCUGGCCCACCUCGAUUUAAGUUCCAACCUACUCAAGAUGAUCAACAAAUCUACGCUUCAAACUAAGACAGCCACCAAUCUAGCCAUUUUGGAAUUAGGAGGAAACCCUUUUGACUGCACGUGUGACAUUGGAGAUUUUCGAAGAUGGAUGGAUGAAAAUCUGAAUGUCUCAAUUCCUAGGCUGACAGAUGUCAUUUGUGCCAGUCCUGGAGAUCAAAGAGGGAAGUGCAUUGUAAGUCUAGAGCUCACAACUUGUGUUUCAGAUGCCAUUGCAGCAAUAUUAUUUUUCUUCACAUUCUUUGUCACCACCAUGGUGAUGUUGAUUGCCCUGGCUCACCAUUUGUUUUACUGGGAUGUUUGGUUUAUCUACCAUGUGUGUUUAGCGAAGAUAAAAGGGUACAGGUCUCUUUCCACAUCUCAAACUUUCUACGAUGCCUACAUUUCUUAUGAUACCAAAGAUGCCUCUGUCACAGACUGGGUGAUAAAUGAGCUGCGCUACCACCUAGAGGAGAGUGAAGACAAAAAUGUUCUCCUUUGCUUGGAGGAGAGGGAUUGGGACCCAGGAUUAGCCAUCAUCGAUAACCUCAUGCAGAGCAUCAACCAAAGCAAAAAAACCAUCUUUGUUUUAACCAAAAAAUAUGCCAAGAACUGGAGCUUUAAGACAGCUUUCUAUUUGGCCCUGCAGAGGCUGAUGGAAGAGAACAUGGAUGUGAUCAUCUUCAUUCUGCUGGAGCCAGUGCUACAGCACUCUCAGUAUCUCAGGCUGCGGCAGCGGAUCUGCAAGAGCUCCAUCCUCCAGUGGCCUGACAACCCCAAGGCGGAAGGCUUGUUCUGGCAAAGUCUGAAAAACGUGGUCUUAACUGAGAAUGAUUCACGGUAUAACAAUUUAUACGUGGAUUCCAUUAAGUAAUGCUACCUGAUGUUAAGUCAGAGUUCAACAACAUAAUAAAAAUGCAAAGCAACUACUCUUCUGUCUCAUGAUCUAUUGCCGUAUGACAAAUUGCCCCCCACCAAACUUGGUGGUUUAAAACAACACGAACUUAUCAGCUCAUAGUUUCUGUAGGUCUGGAGUCCAGGCUUGGCUUAGCUGGGUGCUCUGCUUUGGAUCCUCUCACAGACUGCAAUCUGGGUGUCGGCCAGGGCCGCAGGCAUCUCCUGGAGAAGGAUCCAUUUCCAAGGUCAUACUCCUGUGGUUGCUGUCGGGAUUCAGUUCAUCUUGGGCUGCUGGCUAACGGCUUCUCUCAGCUCCUUGCCAUGUGGGCCUCUCCCACAUGUCAGUUUGUUUCAGAAAAGCCAGCAAAAGAGAGUUGUCUGCUACCAAGAUGGAAAUCACAAGGUUUUAUAAUAUAAUCAUGGGAGUGAUAGCCCAUUCCUUUGGCCAUAUUUUAUUUUUAGAGGUAAAGCACAGGUCCCACCCACAAGCCAGGGAAAACAGUCUAUGGCCGAGAUGGCAGCUGUGUGCCUCAGUCUAGGGACAACACUGGAUAAUGGAGAUGGUGGCCCAUGAUUGUAAACAGUCCAUGACUGAGAUGGCAGGCUUGAUCACCUAGGUCCAAGGAAAACAGCUGAUGACCGACAUUGCCACAGUCCAGGGAAAAUAUUCGAUAGCCAAAAUGGGGGGAAGUGAUUGCCUCAGUCCAAGGAAAACUGCCCAUGACAGAUGCCAGGCCAGCUCGCUUCAGUACAGGGAAAACAACCGAUAACCGAGAUGGGUGUUCUGAUACCUCAGUCCCGGAAAAACAGUGGAUGGCCUAGAUGGGUGUCAUGAUUCCUCCAGUCCAAGGAAAGCAGUUGAUAAUGGAGAUGGCAGCCGUGAUGGCCUCAGUUCAGGGAAAGGAGUCAAUGACUGAGAUAGGGCACCAUGAUCGUUUCAGUUCAGGGAAAACAAUUGAUGACCGACAUUGUAGCAGUGAUUGCCUCAGUGUAGGGAAAACAGCCAAACACCGAGAUGACAGGCCUGAGCCUUCAGUUUAGGGGAAACAAAACUGAGAUGAAUAAGCAUGAUGCCUCAGUCCAGAGAAAAUAGCCUAUGACUGAGAUAGGGCACCAUGAUCUCAUCAGCUCAGGGGAGAUAGCCUAUGACUCAGAUGG